AUGGAAUCGGAGAGGCCCACAGUUUUGAGUUCCAUGGCGAGACCGUCGUGGGCAUUCCUUCUCCUUGCUUUCACCGUCUUAGCGAUUCUCUCUCACCAAAUCUCUUCCAAUUCCCUUCUCCCUCUCUGGAUCCCGACGACCCGUCAGCAUGACCCGAUUACCUGCUCCGGGUUUUUCCUCCACGACCCGUCCCCGAAACGGAUCGUCAUGUCGAUAACAGAUUUCGGCGGAGUCGGAGACGGGAAGACGUCGAACACGGCGGCUUUCCGCCGCGCCGUGAGCCACCUUCGAGUUUUUGCUGCGGCCGAGGGUGGGGCCCAGUUGAAUGUUCCCAAGGGCACGUGGCUCUCCGGGAGCUUCAACCUCACCAGCAAUUUCACUCUCUUCCUCGAACGCGGCGCUGUGAUUUUGGGAUCCCAGGACCUAGACGAAUGGCCGAUUAUAGAGCCAUUGCCUUCUUAUGGAAGAGGGAGAGAGAGACCUGGUGGUAGACACAUUAGCCUCAUCCACGGAAACAACCUCACUAAUGUUGUCAUUACAGGAGAAAAUGGUACAAUCGAUGGACAGGGGAAAAUGUGGUGGGAGUUAUGGUGGAACAGAACACUGGUGCAUACGAGAGGCCAUUUGAUUGAAAUCAAGAACUCUCACAACAUCCUAAUCUCUAACCUCACUUUGCUCAACUCUCCUUUCUGGACAAUCCAUCCUGUUUACUCCAGCAAUGUUGUUAUUAGAAACAUGACAAUCCUUGCUCCUAUGAAUGCCCCUAACACUGAUGGUAUAGAUCCAGAUUCAAGCACCAAUGUGUGCAUUGAGGACUGUUACAUCGAAAGUGGGGAUGACCUUGUAGCUGUGAAGAGCGGGUGGGAUCAGUACGGAAUGGCUAUGGCACGUCCGAGUUCUAACAUCAUCAUCAGACGGAUCUCUGGUACUACGCGCACUUGUUCAGGUGUUGGAAUAGGCAGUGAGAUGUCUGGUGGGAUCUUCAACAUAACCAUCCAAGACAUUCACGUCUGGGACUCUGCAGCUGGUCUCCGUAUAAAAACAGAUAAAGGAAGAGGCGGUUACAUUUCGAAUGUCACCAUUGAUAAUGUGUUGUUGGAGAGAGUGAAAGUUCCUAUUAGGUUUAGCAGAGGCUCUAACGAUCAUCCGGAUGAUAAAUGGGAUCCGAAAGCUGUGCCGAGAGUGAAAGGUAUUUAUAUUAGCAAUGUGGUGAGUCUGGAGUCGAGAAAGGCUCCGAUGUUGCUUGGCGUUGAAGGCGCUUCGUUUCAAGAUAUAUGUUUGAGGAAUGUUACGCUUCUUGGGUUACCGCAGAGUGAGAAAUGGAAGUGCAAGGAUGUUUCUGGUUACGCCAGCGAUGUUUUUCCUCUGACAUGUCCGGAGUUGUUGCAGAAGAAAGGUUCGAUGUUCUCUCAGUGUUCAUAG
Messenger RNA from Microthlaspi erraticum, 1422 nucleotides. NCBI's taxonomy places the organism in Eukaryota, Viridiplantae, Streptophyta, Magnoliopsida, Brassicales, Brassicaceae. The record is from the annotation of a GenBank genome assembly.